Vicia villosa (hairy vetch) is the source of this 870-nucleotide messenger RNA. RefSeq lists its product as uncharacterized. NCBI's taxonomy places the organism in Eukaryota, Viridiplantae, Streptophyta, Magnoliopsida, Fabales, Fabaceae. The transcript has a single exon. Gene Ontology annotation, molecular function: nucleic acid binding. The record is from RefSeq and is a predicted model, not a curated record. The coding region runs from base 1 to 870 and encodes 289 amino acids.
AUGCAGUUGAGGGAGGGGGAGGUGGUUUCAUCUUUCUACAUCUCUGAGUUUCCGAUGAGGUCGAGGGCGGUGGACUUGUUCAAUCUUUUUGGCUGUGUGGCUGAAGUGGUGGAGGUUGUCAUAUCUCCAAGGAACAAUAAAUUUGGAAAACGGUUCGGGUUUGCAAGAUUUAGAGGGGUUGAGGAUGAAAGAAUGUUGGCGGUGAAACUCGAAAACAUUAUGAUCGACGACAAGAAGAUAUAUGCUAAUCAACCGAGGUAUAGUAGGAAUGGAAGUAAAGGUGGUAUGGAGGCAUCCCAGAAACUGAAAGGUUUUCAGAGGAAUUUGUUCAAUCCGCCUGUAGCAAGGUUCGUUAAGGAGUCUAAAUCCUUUGCGGAUAUUGUUUCGGAGGGGAAGAAAGAAGUUGUUCCGGGGGAAGUUACGUCUUUCACAUUUAGUUCUGAUCACGAGAUUAGGAAUCGGUGGAAGAAGGCUUAUAUUGGUGAAGUUCUUUUCUCGGGUGAAUCUUAUAACAUUCAAAAUCAUCUUGAAGUUGAAGGAUUUUUCUCCAUCAAGGUUCAUCCACUAGGGGCGAAUCUUUGUUUGUUAGAAGAGAUGGACGAAGGAGUAAUACAAGAACUGAUAUUAGAACAGGGUUCGUUGUGGAAACGAUGGUUCAAAAUGAUAAGACCAUGGCAGGAGAGCGAUAUAGAUUCAGAGCGGGUGGUGUGGAUUAUAGUCCAUGGAAUCCCUUGCCAUGCUUGGAGCUUAAAUUUCUUUGAACGGAUUGCGUAUUUCCUUGGUUCUUAUGUCUGUGUAGAUGAGAAUACCCUGGCAGAAAGCAAUAUGGAUAUAGCAAGGAUUUUAAUAAGGGUCCCUUUCCAUUUUUAA